Molecule: messenger RNA, 1395 nt
Organism: Lachancea lanzarotensis
Lineage: Eukaryota; Fungi; Ascomycota; Saccharomycetes; Saccharomycetales; Saccharomycetaceae
Gene: TIM54
Product: LALA0S07e07734g1_1
Exons: 1
Coding region: 1-1395 (464 amino acids)
Biological process (GO): sphingosine biosynthetic process
Cellular component (GO): membrane; intracellular membrane-bounded organelle; cytoplasm
Source: RefSeq, a predicted model, not a curated record
AUGGCUACUUCUGACACACCAACUGCCAAUGCUGCUGCUGAUGUGGUGACUAAAGUUAAAAAACCCGGGUAUACCAAUCCUGCUUUUAAAGCCAUGGGAAUACCACCAUUGCGCAUUCCAUCACGUAACUGGAUGAUCUUCUGGACUGUGCUGACAGUAUCUAUAUCAGGUAUCGUUUAUGACAAAAGGCAGCAGAAAAAGAUCACUGAUAAGUGGUGCAAAGCGGUAGAACCGCUUUCAAAGGAAAAACUAGCCUUCAACGAGAAACCACGGAAAAUUACAGUUUUUAUCGCUCCACCUCCAAGUGAUUACCUCGACACUAGUAUGACUGUCUGGAGACGGUUUGUAAAACCUGUCCUGUUUUCCAGUGGUGUGGAUUACGACGUUUUCACGGAGGAAAAACAAGGCUUGAUCAGAGCAGAGGUGGCAGAACGCAUACGAAAACUGAGAAGAGAACUGCUAGAUAAUGAAGCUGAGCUCAAACGGUUGGAAAAUGAGCGUCGACUAUGGUCUAGAUGCAAAACUGCCAUUUCCAAGGGCCUCAAGUACGUGAAGGCUGCCGAAGAGCUCGACGAGGAACAAGAGAAAGCACUGGCCGUGAAGUAUAAGACAGAAUUCGACUACAGAAACUUGCUGGGAGUUUAUUACAAGAAUCCAGAUCGGGAUUUGAACACCGUGGAUCAGGACGCCCUGGUUUCAGAUCCUUCAAUGGCUGGAGGUGUCAUUUGCAUCGGCCGUGGAGCGUAUAAGGAAUACAUCGACGGUGUACAUGAGGGGAUUUUGGGGCCAUUGGAACCUCCGCUGAAGGAAGAAGCAGCAAAAAUUGAGACAGAAAUUCAAAAAUCUGCACAGGAGAAAUCUGAGGAGCCGCUCACGGAGCCUACGCCUGUGGAGGAAACUGUGGAAGAAAAACAGGGCGCUCCUGCCUCCGCGGACGGUGAAGAAACCCCCGAAGCCCCCAAGCCGGUACCUCAACGUUACAUCUAUCCUAAUGAGUACAGCGAUGCUAAUUUUCCGUCUGAGCUCUCAACCUCCAAAGUCAUCAGAGAACUGGAGUCUCAAACACCGGCAAUUUAUCUGCAACCCAUUCUGGUCCUUCCCAUGCCCAACCUGAGUGGUUUUCUCAAUAUACCGGAAAGGAUUUACCGAUUUUACCGGACGCGGUAUGUUGCAGAUUCUUUCUGCAAAGCUACUACAAGCUGCGUGUUACAAAAAGUGAGGCCGUUCAGCUCUUCCAUAGAUCUUAACCUUGCCGUAGCUGAAGAAGCUGAUUGGCCCAAAAAAUGGGUUGAGCAAGGGAAGGAAAAAGGCAGCGAGUGGGUUAGUGAAUUGAAAGGUGAUGAUAGAGUACUGAACCUGUUGAACGUCUUUGAAUCUUCCAUGGUCGACGAAUAA